AUGAAGCCCUCAAAAAGCCUUUUUGAUGGUACCGAUGAUGUUAUCAGCAAUGAUUUAUUUAUUGUUCCCGGCAAUGAUUCAUUUGAUAUUUCCAGCAAUGAUUCAUUAAAUAUUCCCAGCAAUGAUUUAUGCAAUAUUAACAGUGAUAAUAUAUAUGAUGUUCCUGGUGAUGAUUCAUAUGAUGUUCCUAGUGAUGAUUCAUACAAAAUUUCCAUCGAUGAUUCAUGCAAAAGUCAUCAUGAUGAUUCAUGUGAUGGUUGUGGAUUUUUUUUUGUUGAG
Messenger RNA from Dentiscutata erythropus, 279 nucleotides. Lineage: Eukaryota; Fungi; Glomeromycota; Glomeromycetes; Diversisporales; Gigasporaceae. The record is from the annotation of a GenBank genome assembly.